Rhopilema esculentum is the source of this 2368-nucleotide messenger RNA. The record is from RefSeq and is a predicted model, not a curated record. NCBI's taxonomy places the organism in Eukaryota, Metazoa, Cnidaria, Scyphozoa, Rhizostomeae, Rhizostomatidae.
AGUGCUUAUAGGUUCGUACGGAAGGUAGGCUAUUUUGAAUUUGAAUCUUUGUGAAGGUCGCACACCAUUUUAUUGUUGGAGCACUAGUUCGAAAGUGAUAUGGAUUCGUCUGCUACAUCACCAAAGAAGGCGAAGAAGACAGCAGCGCCCAAGAAGCCUGCCGCACAUCCUGCGUAUAAGGACAUGGUCGCGGAAGCAAUCAGAAUUCUGAAGGAGCGAAAUGGGUCAUCGCGACAGAAAAUUGCCAAGUAUUUACAAUCUAAUUACAAAGGUCUCGGUGAUGAGAGCGCUCUGAAGAGAAACCUGAAAGCCUCCUUGAAAAAACUGCUCGCUUCUGGCUCUCUCAUCCAAACGAAAGGGGUAGGGGCUUCCGGUUCGUUCAAGCUGCCUGCCGCUGCCAAGAAGCCUGCAGCAGUGAAAAAGCCAGCAACAGCAAAGAAGGUUGCGAAAAAGCCAGCAGCGGCGAAAAAGGCUACUGCUAAGAAGGCUGCAACUUCAGUCAAGAAAAGCCCUGCAAAAAAGAAGGCCUCGACACCAAAGAAAGCCAGCGGAGCCAACAAGUCACCAAAGAAGCCCAAGGCCAAAGUGGCAAAGAAGCCUAAAGUAGCUGCUGGUAAGAAGGCAUCAGCUGCUGGUAAGAGCAAACCCAAAAAGGCUGCCAGCAAAAAGACAGCAAAGUCACCGGCUGGGAAGAAAGUGAAGGCUGCAAAGUCAAAGAAGUAGAUGGCAUCAGUGGAGGAGGGCCAUGUUUCCCACUUACCACCUGGUUUACCAUAUAAACAAACAGCUUUUUUAAAAGCUACCAAAAAGUCGGUCAUCGGUUCUUGAUUAGCCUUGACGGCUGCAUUGAUAUCAUGAAAUUAAAUGUAGAGUUUUCAAGGCUGGUGGGCCCACAGUCACCUGCAUUUGUCACUUUUUUCUUUAUGAUGUACCUUCAUCAAAAUGAUUUACAAAAUAGGUAGCAGGAUUUAUCAUUUCAGCUAAAGUUAUGUGCAUAGUAAACUAUUUUGAAAGCACAAUUGCCACUGUAUACUAUCAUAAAAUUAGCAGAAGAUACACAUUUUUUCUGCAAAGUCUGGAGCAACUCAUAUUUUUACAGUAUUAUUAGUAACUUUUAAGAAUGCCAAUUGUAAUAACAAUUGCCAGUUUACAUCCAAAGUAAUUUCAAGACUAGUUUGACAGUAUAGGUCCUUGAUGUGCUAUGUGACUAUGAUCAGCAUAAAAAAGAAUAAAGACAACACAUGGAUAUAUCACAUAUUUUUGGUGAUGAAGUAUGCAAGCUUCAAUAUUUACCAAGUCGAUCUAAGGAUUCAUCAUUUCAUUAUUAGUAAAUUAUAUUGAGAACAAAGUUGAAAAUACACAGUAUCAUGAAGGUAGCAGAAAUCGAAUUUAUCAUCUUAUCUUACACUGUCUAGGGAAAUUAAAACUGAAAUAACAAUUGCCCUCUUUGCAGCCAAACUUAUAUCAAGAAUUGUUAGACAGAAGGGGUUCUUGAUGGGUAAUGACCUUAAUAAUAAGCAUGUUUAUUGAAGAUUUAGUCUAUUCUUGUGAAGCCAGCUUGUGGUUACCUGUUGGGUUGCUUUUGAAGAAAAUUUUAAAGCUUACUUUUACAAUCAGAGUUAAUUUACAAUUUACAAUCAAGCAAUAUGUUCAGUGCCAUAAAUUGCUGAAAUUUUGAGGUUGAUUGUGAUAUGAAUCAAGUAGAGAGUAUAGGCGUGUGUCAUACAAUGUAAACAUUUAAUGGUUGAUGUAGCUAAGAUUUCUAUGAUUGGCACACUGUAAUAAAAAUUGCCUGGAAAUGAGCAAAUUAUACUUUAUAACUAAUGUUUUUCCCUUACACAUGUUGAAAUCCAAUACCGACACUUGCAGUGGCUGAACAUUUGGGGCAAACCCACAAUAUAUUGGGGUAUUUUGGUAACACUGAAAAAACCAUAUAUUUGGUGACUAAAAAGAUUGCCAUGAAAUAAAUUUGCCAGCAGUUGUAUAAUAAUUCCUAAUGGUUUUAAAUUCAGAAUAAGAUAGAGUAAAUGAUAUUUCAUAUUUAUUGUGACCUCAACAUUUUAAAUACAUACAUAUGUAUUACAUUGUGGGCUUAGCACAAAUUGAAAAUAUUGUGCACAUGAUAUAAAUUGUAUGCUCUUGAAUUCAGUCUAGCACUAUGAAAAAGUGAUUCAUUUUUCCCAUUCUACAGAGUACAUGACCAACUAACUACUGGUAGUUUGUGACAAUGUAACUACCAGUAGAUUAAAUUAUUUGUAAAUGUAAAUUAUUUGUAAGUAAACUACUAAUGUAAUUUAUUUGCAUGUACCAAUGUAACUUAAUAUUACAUGUUAGUUUUAAAAGUACAUGUAGAUAUGAAGUGAACUGA